Messenger RNA from Harpegnathos saltator (Jerdon's jumping ant), 1357 nucleotides. RefSeq lists its product as uncharacterized. NCBI's taxonomy places the organism in Eukaryota, Metazoa, Arthropoda, Insecta, Hymenoptera, Formicidae. The transcript has 6 exons. The record is from RefSeq and is a predicted model, not a curated record. Bases 705 to 1274 code for a protein of 189 amino acids.
AACGUCCAUGGACUCAAAACUGACGAUUCUUCCGUACUUCGUAUUCUUCCGUCACCGCGCAUUACACUUAUCUGUUGUAAAUCGUCGACAUGUUCGACGUCGCGGGCAGUCACGGUCAAGCAGGUUGCUCGACGACCUUGAAGAACUUUUCUUCUGUUCUUGAAACAGCGAUCGCUUCUUUCGGAGAGACGAAAACUUACCUGCAGCGAUUCGUCGAUGGUCGGGGAUAGUGGUCACUUUUUUUUUUUUCAAAGGACAUGUGGAAAGGUGGAAAGUUUCGCGUGAACUCGACGACUUCGUCGAUCGUGCAAUUCAUGGUCAGGCAAAAUAAUGCAAAAGAGUUUAAAAUAGGAAAUAGUCGGCGAACCCCAAGUCGGUGAACUGAAGAUACCGAAGGAGCUAACCGAUAAACAAAAUGUGGGAAGAUCGGCAGCGUAGUCGAGGAGAGAAUGUGACAUUCAUGGCCAUCUGCAUUAAGUGUUUUGCCGACGGAGUCUGCUAAUGUAACUUGAUAGUAGACUGGCAGCGGAAGUCGGGAUCUCUUCGAAAGGAUUGGUAAUGCAGCAGAGAUAUAGAUCAGUAUUUUGAAUUCUCUUUUGUCGACAAAAGUAAUUUCAAAAGUGGUUCACAGUCAAUCAGAAAAGCACUUAGCAACAGAAAUAUAUUGAACAAAGUCAUCAGAUCUUCUAAACGAUUUCAAGAACAUGAUAUAUGAAUAUGAAAUGACCGCAGAGGUCGACAACAUAGAGAAAAUAAUGUCAAUAUUCAAAAAAUUUAAUCCUAAACUUAAAUAUUCUUUCAAAAGAACAUAUCAGAACUUUUACUUCGAUACAAAUAAACAGUAUGAAAAAGAAGCAGUUUUUAUGCUGCGAAAAUUCGAAGACAAUACUGGGCAGAUAAUUUAUUACAAGGAUAUAUAUAUUGAACAAAUGGUUGAUCACAGUUAUGUAACAUUAUACCUUCCUACACCUCUCGCGGAGGAAUUUAUAGAUAUUUUUUCGCAAAGUAAUGGACACAAAAGGACUAUUUCUGUUACAAGUUACACUUAUCAACGUUACAGUGAGAGAGUUGAUUUAAUAUUGCAUAAGAUCGAUUGUUUGGGUGAUUUUUUAACACUACAGAGAAACCCGACAGAAGAAGAGAGGAAUUUUAUAAAGGAGAAAGAGAUAAUAGAAAUGUUCAAGGAUAUUUUAAAAGAAUUAGGUAUAAAACUAAGCAGGAUAGUGACUAAAUCGUUUCUAGGACUCAUCGAAGAAGCCGAAAGGGGAAUAUAAUGUAAUAUUCAUUGUUCAUAAUAAAAUUCAUUCAAUUUUUUAUGUGCCGUAAAAAAUGUAAAACACUAAAAAGAAUUAAUAAA